CAUCGUGGUGUUGGUGAAAGCAACUGUAAUUAGACGUUAGGUGGGUUGAAUUUAUAAAAUUGCCAAUGUAAUGGCUAGAGACCCUCUCCGUUUUUUCGCUGUUUUUUACUCAUCGUAGCCAUUGGUUCAUUUCUGUGUGUUUGCGAACGAAAGACAGUAGAUAAUAGCGAUCGAGGAAUAUGACAGUUACUCGUUCUUUCGAAUCCAAUGUGGUUUACAGAUUACGGAAGCCGGUUGUUAUUGCUUUUCUUGAGUGAUUAUUUGAGAGUGAUGCGUUGGUCCGGAACCGUAGACGCAAAGCCUUACCGUAAUUUUUGUUUAGUAGUAGUAAUUUAGUUUUCGACUGUAGGUUAUUGACAGCUCCUUGGGUACACUUCCGUAAUUACCUAUGUAAUAUUCUGGUUGGUAUGGGAUUGGUAGUUACGAAUAUGGAGAAAAAAACAGUUUUCUGAUUUCCUGCCGUGCUUCGUGUUCCGAUUUCGACCAGUACCUCAAGAUCCGUUUAGUUCGUCGCAUGCCCUCUUUUGGUUUAUAUUUCUCCGUUUAAACAGAUAUACAAUUUUUUAGUGCACAUAAUCCGAACAGUUUUCCAUAGACCACAUGAACAACUGCAGAAAUGGUUUUUUAAUGGAUUCCACGAGAGAUGGCUGUCAAUGUGUACUCGACUAACGUAACAGCAGACAACUUAAGUCGACAUGAUAUGUUGGCUUGGGUAAAUGACUGCUUGGCGUCGAGUUUUACGAAAAUUGAAGAAUUAUGUACCGGCGCUGCCUAUUGUCAGUUCAUGGAUAUGCUAUUCCCAGGAAGUGUUAUUAUGAAAAGAAUAAAAUUCAAGACGAAUCUAGAACAUGAAUAUAUCCAGAACUUCAAAAUUUUGCAGGCUGCCUUUAAAAAGAUGGGAGUUGAUAAGAUUGUUCCUAUUGAUAAACUUAUUAAGGGCCGUUUUCAAGAUAAUUUUGAGUUUCUUCAGUGGUUUAAAAAGUUUUUUGAUGCAAAUUAUGCGGGGCAAGAAUAUGAUGCCUUUAGUGCCAGGGGAGGUGAAGCUAUGGGCAGUGGAGGUAGUAAUGCUCCACGGGGUAUAGGUGUGUCAACAACGAAAAAGGCUCCUCAGGUUCAGGUGGCUGCAGUCGCACCUUCAACACGCACAGCAACUAAAGUUGCAACAAGAGUACAGCCUAGGCCAGCACCAAACAGGCAGUCUGCAUCACAAGUACCAAAUCAAAAACAAGAUAACAGUCGAAUUGAGGAGCUGAGUACACAGUUGAUGGAAAUGAAACUGACAGUAGAUGGUCUGGAGAAGGAGCGAGAUUUUUACUUUGGCAAACUUAGAGAGAUUGAAGUAAUGUGCCAAGAAAAUGAUAAUGAACAAAACCCUAUAAUUCAAAAAAUACUGGAUAUAUUGUAUGCAACAGAGGAAGGCUUUGCAGCCCCAGAUGAAGUGGAUGGUCAGUUAACUAAUGACCAAAUUGAAGAGGAAUAUUGAAAAAUUUGCAGAAAAAAGAAUGUGAUGAUUAAGGGCUUCAGUAAUUUUUGUGCUAAGUGUCUUGUUUUUUUUUAUACGUGUAUAACUCAGAAUUUUAAAUUAUCCCAGUAAUAAACAUAACACACUAGGUCAAAGCUUUUAAGGGCCCAAGUUUUUUAAUUGCCAUUUUUUGUGAAUUUCAAAAUUGGUGAAAGCAGUUUAUAUUUUAAAGUUGUCACACAGGCAUUGUAUAGAAACCGUAAUUUACUCAUUUCUAGUUGAAUGUAUAUAGUUUAUGGUACGUUUACUUCAAAUGAUUAGUAUUUUAUGAACAGCACACUUCAACAAAAAAGAAAAUAUUUUUUAAGUAUUUUGUGUGUUUACACUUUGUCAAGCAUUUUGUUCAUUGUAAUAAUUGUUGAUGUUUCAAAUGUAUGAGCAGUAGCUGCUCAGCCUCUUGGAGGAGUUUGUUACAGUGUGAGUGCUUUACUGCAUUGUGAAGGACACUUGCGAUGCUUUCUCUUGUCUUCAGAAUUACUGAAGACAUUACUGUAGGCAUUGUUUGCACCAUGAUUUGCUGCUGUCAGGAGAGGUGCUUCAUGUUGUACUGCUGCCGCCAUCAUGUGCAAUUGAUCUGCAGUGGAAUAUUAAUAAUAUACUAUUUGUUGUGUAUUUUGAGCCAUUGAGGUGACUGCAGUGAACUUCAAAACCUCAAUAUAUACUUUGCUCAUCUCGACUAACUAGAAAAUAUUUAUAUUUGUUUUAGUGUUUUUUCUUUAGUAUCCUCUAAACCCAGUAAAUCUUCAGUUAAUGUAUGAUUUGCAUUUAAUAAAACUUCUCACAUAGA
This is a messenger RNA of Schistocerca gregaria, 2309 nucleotides long. RefSeq names its product microtubule-associated protein RP/EB family member 1 (gene Eb1). Bases 644 to 1483 code for a protein of 279 amino acids. The record is from RefSeq and is a predicted model, not a curated record. Gene Ontology annotation, cellular component: spindle midzone; microtubule organizing center; microtubule plus-end. Lineage: Eukaryota; Metazoa; Arthropoda; Insecta; Orthoptera; Acrididae. Gene Ontology annotation, molecular function: microtubule plus-end binding. The transcript has 7 exons. Gene Ontology annotation, biological process: protein localization to microtubule plus-end; regulation of microtubule polymerization or depolymerization; spindle assembly.